AUGGUUGGCUAUUGGGCUUUUGUGUUCUUAUUCUUAGCAUCUAUUGCUAAUGCGAAAGCCGAAGUCUUUUAUGUGACAAAUUCAACAUAUGGAGGAAACCCUAGCGGCGAUAUUACGCUUGCUUUGGCUGACGCUUGGAGAGCUGCCUGUUCAUCGCCAUGGCCAGCCAAAGUUGUUAUUCCAGAAGGGGAAUACUACUUAAGAGGAGCAAUUUUACAUGGUCCAUGCAAAUCUCCCAUUGAGGUUCAAGUUCAAGGGUAUUUGCGUGCUCCACAAGAAAGCAGCCAACUCCUUCAACAGAAUACUUGGGUUGGCUUUCAAUACGUUGACAGGCUCACCUUAUUUGGUGGUGGAACUUUUGAUGGCCAAAGUAAUUGCCACAAAUAUAAAAGUUGCCAAUCCAACAGAAAUUUGAGGUUUGAUUUUGUCACAAAUUCAGUGAUCGAGGGCAUAACUUCACUAGAUAGCAAAAAUUUCCACAUCAAUGUUUUUGCAUGUCGCAAUGUUACAUUCCAAUAUGUUACUAUCACCGCACCUGAAGACAGUGUCAACACAGAUGGAAUUCACAUCGGGAGAUCGUUUGGGGUCACCAUUGAUCACACAAUAAUUGGAACAGGCGACGACUGCAUUUCUCUUGGUGACGGUAGCCAGAACAUUGUCGUGACCAACGUUACUUGUGGACCAGGGCAUGGCAUAAGCAUCGGGAGCCUAGGAAAGUAUCCAGACGAAGAGCCCGUGGUUGGAGUCAGAGUGAAGAACUGCACACUCACUAACACACAAAAUGGUGUGAGAAUCAAAACAUGGCCGGGUUCUCCAACAUUUACAACUGCCUCGCAUAUUCACUUUCAAGAUAUUAACAUGGUAAAUGUUAGUAACCCUAUUUCUAUAGACCAAGAGUACUGCCCUUACACUUAUUGUGGAAAAGAUGAUCCAUCCAAAGUCAAGAUAAGCGACAUCAGUUUCACCAACAUCAAGGGCUCAUCUGCAACCCCAGUUGCAGUCAAGCUUAUGUGCAGUAGAAAAAUACCGUGUGAUGGAGUCGGGUUGACUGACGUGGACCUCACGUACAUCGGAAGCAAAGGCCCUCUCACCUCUCAAUGUGCUUAUGUCAAGCCCUACAUUACUCGCGUGGCGAAUGCUCUUGCUUGUGCUACCUGGUCAUAUUCUAAUAGUCUAAGAAGUGGAAGAAAUCUCACUAAUCUUCUCACUAGAUAG
Messenger RNA from Malus domestica (apple), 1215 nucleotides. Its product is annotated as exopolygalacturonase-like. The record is from RefSeq and is a predicted model, not a curated record. Gene Ontology annotation, biological process: carbohydrate metabolic process. Lineage: Eukaryota; Viridiplantae; Streptophyta; Magnoliopsida; Rosales; Rosaceae. Gene Ontology annotation, molecular function: polygalacturonase activity.